Messenger RNA from Penicillium waksmanii, 2823 nucleotides. RefSeq names its product exocyst subunit SEC10. The record is from RefSeq and is a predicted model, not a curated record. Gene Ontology annotation, cellular component: exocyst; cytoplasm. The coding region runs from base 1 to 2823 and encodes 940 amino acids. Gene Ontology annotation, biological process: Golgi to plasma membrane transport; exocytosis. Lineage: Eukaryota; Fungi; Ascomycota; Eurotiomycetes; Eurotiales; Aspergillaceae. The transcript has 2 exons.
AUGACAUCCGACAAUGCAUCCAUAAUAUCCACCCCCCGCUCCGUCUUCCCCCAAGGCCCCAGCUUCACCCUCGACGACUUCUCCAGUCGCGACUUCAUCGUAAAAGAAUUCAUCGAGGCCCUCUCCGACACAGCCAUCUCCAACCGCCGCUCAACCAUCGCAGCCCCUACCACAUCCAAUUCCACCUCCACCUCCACCUCCACCCCCAACCAACCCUUCGAUCCAAAACCUCUCAUCCGCACCUUCGAACACGCCCAGCGCCGACUAGGUGACCUCUCCGGAGACCUCGAGAUCCGCGAAAAUGAACUCUCCGCCGCCGUCCGCCGCGCAGAAGCUCAACACUCGCAGAACCUAACCACGCUAGGCCGCAAACUUCGCCAAACAAUCGAGUCCUUCCAACAACUCGAUACAUCUCUGAAUGGCACUAGCGGGUUGGACAGCGCGACCGGGAUUGUGAAUGGGAAUGGAGGGCCUGGAUCUGGAUCCGGCGGAGGAACAGGCAAUAUGGCCGUGGAAACGGGCAAAAAGCUUGAAGAACUCGAUCGCCAGCGCCGUCGGGCAUUGGAUGCUCAUUUCUUGCUGGAAUGUUGGGAGGGCGUGAGUAAUCGGGGUGAAAUUUCACUGUUGGAGAAUCUUAGACGAUCGGGGACUGCUGAGGCGAAGGUUCGCAGUGCGCAUAUUGCGAGGCAAUUGUUGCGCAUUAGCCAGCGGUUGGAUCCGUCGAGUUGGAGGGAGAAUUCGAGUGGGAAGUUUAUUGGGAGUGGGACUGCGAAUGGACAUGGACGCGAAAACAGCAAUAGCAAUGGGCCCAGCUCAAAUGCUUCUUCCGAAGAUGUUAGUCGUGAUGGGAGUGGGAGUCAGAGUCCGCCGCGUCGCAAUACGCGUGAAGUGAUUGAGAAAUUCUCGGAAACGUUGGAAAAGGACCUUUUGAAGCAGUUUGAUGAUUUCUAUCGCAAGGCCAAUUUCGAUGGGAUGAAGGAUUGUGCUACUGUUUUGCAGGAUUUUAAUGGCGGGGCUAGUGUUAUUGCUCUGUUUGUGAAUCAGCAUCAGUUCUUUAUUGAUCGCAGCCGGAACGAGUUGGAGGAGGUUGGUGGUGAUGAGGAUUCCUGGGAGCGCGUGGCCGAUCCCGAUGCUGAAUUGCCAGGGGUUGAGCCGAGUUUACAGUCUCUUCUUGAUGAGGUUAAAGUGGUUGUUCAGGAAGAGUCGGCGAUUAUCCGUCGUGCAUUCCCUUACUACGAGCAGGUGUUGGGCAAGUUCCUUCAGCGGGUGUUUCAGCAGUCGAUUCAGCAGCGCUUGGAGAUGGUGCUGGAGAAGGCUAGCGGGGUGUCCUCGUUGGCGUUUCUACGGUGUUUGCAGAGUUCUCGGGGGUAUAUCAGUGCUUUGAUUGACGAUCUCAAAGCACAUGGAUUGACUGAGCAUCCUGAGGCUAUUUCGUCUCAAAGUGCGCUUCUCUUGGAUCAGCAGCUGGAAGAGCUGUUCGUUCCUUACUUCGUUGGAUCAUCUUAUAUCGAACGCGAACGACGGACGUUGGAGGAACUGUUCAACGCGGUCUUGUUCAAAUUUACCACCUACCAAGCUCGUCGCAAGAAGGCCGCCACCACAUUCAUGGCUUCGCUCUCUCGACCCGGUACCGAGCUUCUCUCCACCGCACGCGAUGCAUUCAUCUCUCGACUCGAUUCCCCCGAGGUCUCCCCGAUCCAGCGACGAAUGCUCCUACACGUCGCAAAGAUAGGCGAGGUCCCCGAGACAGUCCGAUUAACGGAGAUCAAACUCACCGAGGAAGACGGACAGCCGAAUCUCAGCGACGUCAAACGAAUGCUGAAGUGGCUGGCUGAGGCUGUGGGUCGUGGACUGGAACUGAGCGUCAACACAGAUACCCACAAAGAUGUCUCGGCUAUGCUGAACGUGCUGUUAGUCACGAUGGGCGAUGGGUACAUUGAUGUUUGCCUCGAUGCAGCCUUGGAUGCAGCAACUUCGCAAGAAUCUGGCAAGAAUGAGCCCGACUUUGCGUAUCUUCCGUCUGUGAGAACGACUAUUAGUAUCACUACAUUGAUGGUGAUGUGUGCGAAUGCAGUACUGCUUCCAUUGGCUGCUGCUAGUAUCACCACAAGGCGGGAUAUGGAGAAGCGCACGAGUCAGACGACGUCUCGUAUUGAGGAGAAAAUUAAUACUAUCCAGCAGAAGAUGAUUGACGGGACCCUAGCUUGGGUGACCCGUUUACUCUCGGGCCAGAAGAAGAAUGACUUCCGUCCGCGAGACACCGAUAAUGCGUCGUGGUUGGAGAUGCUACAAACGCCGACCUGCGCCUCAAUCUGCACAUUCCUAUCCCGCCUCCACACAAUCGCCAAAACAACCCUCCCCAAAAGCGGCGCCAACAUCCGCCAAGUCCUCACAGAAAUCGCCAUGCGCACACGAGACCUAUUACUGGAACAUUUCAAAAAGUUCCCCGUCUCCGGACCCGGCGGUCUAAUGGUCACAAAAGAUAUGACUCAAUACACCGACCUCCUCCGAUCAUGGGACAUAGAUACCGAUAUCAAAGGACCCGGCGGCGCGCUGGACGUGUUGCUGGAAGUGGGUAGUUUAUUUGUCAUUGGCGUUGAGGCGCUUCGUGAGAGGAUUCGUGGGGGUGGUGCGACUGCUGCGGGGAGUUCGCAGUCUGGUUCUGGUGUGUCUGCAGGGUCGGGGUCGGCUUCGGCGUCGGGGUCGUCAGCGGCUGGGCAGAGGCAGGAGGUUAAACUUAGUGUUACGGAGGUUAGGGCUUAUGUUUCCAGGCGUGAGGAUUCGAAUACCCUCGCUAUGCAGCAGGUUCUUAAUGCGCUGUAG